Lagenorhynchus albirostris (white-beaked dolphin) is the source of this 1023-nucleotide messenger RNA. RefSeq names its product G protein-coupled receptor 33 (gene GPR33). The record is from RefSeq and is a predicted model, not a curated record. Lineage: Eukaryota; Metazoa; Chordata; Mammalia; Artiodactyla; Delphinidae. Gene Ontology annotation, cellular component: plasma membrane. Gene Ontology annotation, molecular function: G protein-coupled receptor activity; complement receptor activity. The transcript has a single exon. Gene Ontology annotation, biological process: inflammatory response; complement receptor mediated signaling pathway; positive regulation of cytosolic calcium ion concentration. The coding region runs from base 1 to 1023 and encodes 340 amino acids.
AUGGAUCUGAUCAACUCUAAUGAUUACCUGCUCAAUGUCUCUACUUCAAUAAGAAACAGCAUUCACAUUCCAACACCUGCCUCAAAAGUGAUUGUUGCACUUCUUUUGUUCACGUCAUUUAUAAUUGGCACUAUCACCAACGGUUUCUACCUAUGGGUGCUAAAAUUCAAAAUGAAAAAGACUGUUAAUACUCUCUUAUAUUUUCAUCUCAUUCUCUCUUAUUUUAUUUCAACAUUAUUUUUGCCAUUUCUGGCCAUCUCCUACCUUCAGGAAAAUCACUGGAGCUUUGGAAUGGCCACAUGCAAGGUCUUCAAUAGCAUUUUGUCUGCAGGGAUGUUUGCCUCUGUUUUCUUCCUCUCAGCCAUCAGCAUUGAUCGUUAUCUUCUCGCUCUUCACCCGGUGUGGUCACAGCUGCACCGAACCCCACGCUGGGUUUCCGGCAUCAUCUUGGGAGUCUGGAUUUUUGCCACUGCCCUCAGCAUGCCCUAUGUGGUUUUCAGGGAGGUACAUCAUGACCAUAAAGGAAGAGUGACCUGCCAGAAUAACUAUGCUGUGUCUACUAACUGGGAAGGCAAAAAGAUGCAAACGUUAAGAAAAUGGAUUCAUGUAGCCUGUUUCAGCAGCCGCUUCUUGCUGGGCUUCCUUCUGCCUUUCCUCAUCAUCACCUUUUGUUAUGAAAGAGUAGCCAAAAAGAUGAAAGAGAGGAGCCUCUUCAAAUCCAACAAGCCCUUCAAAGUCAUGAUGACUGCCGUUAUCUCUUUCUUUGUGUGUUGGAUGCCCUACCAUGUAUACCAAGGUUUAAUUCUCACUAAGGACAGAUCACUACUUUUCCAGUUGACUCUGAUACUCACAGUGAUAACUACUUCUUUCAAUACUGUCUUUUCUCCCACACUCUACCUAUUUACUGGGGAGAACUUCAGAAAGGUUUUCAAGAAGUCUGUUCUUGCUCUUUUUGAGUCAACAUUCAGUGAAGAUUCUUCGGAAGAAAGGACACAAAACCUAAAUUCAGAAGCCGAUAUUUAA